UAUCGAAAAUUAAAAAAAAAAAUAUACGUAUAUAAGAGAAACAAAAGAACGCUUUGCGCUGUAUGCUUCUAUCAAACAAAAUGUAUUAAUUUUUUUUUUGUAUGUUAAAUAAAGUUGCGAACGACGGAAUAUCGUUACGCAACGCGUAGCAAUGUUGUAAAAGAUUCAUGCUCUGGUUGGAUAUAUGUUCUAAACGAUCUUUCUCGCUUGUUUGUAUUGUUAGAUUGUACGAAGCGUAAUCUAUAAUGUCGUGUAUGCAAAACCAUCAAUUAGGUUUCUAUGCGAUGUUUAACGCGCGUCGAGAGAUAUAUGGAUUCAAAAGCAAAAAAUGAAAAAAGAAAAAAAAAAACGGAAAGAUUCUUCGUAUUCACGGAUCACGAAUCAUGAUAAAUAAUGUAAUAAGUGUACCUUAUGCGAUUGUAUCGUCACAUCCGACAAAAGCAGUGGUUUUGCCGGCGUUCAUAGGGUUAAACUAGAUGCAAGCUUAAUUAUAGGCAGUCUGGACUCUGCAAUAAUGAAAAAAAAAAAGGAGAAAGAACUGCACGGAACGAAAAAAAAACAAUUAUACAUAUAUCUCAGUGUAAGAGGAAACUAUUUUGCACCGAUGUACGGCCAGGAAUAUAAAAUCCUAGUAUUUUACUAACGUAACCCUUUUGUACAUAGAACUUCAUUCUCUAAACCUUUAUAUAAAAAUUGUUUCCAAAUAAAUCAUAAUCUUAAAACUAUUGUGUGUACCUUUUUACGUCGCAUCAUUGUUUUGUCAAACGUCGUAUACUACAUCAUAUUUCUCAAUGCGAAGUGUUAAGCGAUUAAACGUUCUUUUGUCAAUUGUAACGAAUGGUUGUCAAACAUUAAUCAUAUGGGCAUUAGUUAAUGGUACCAUUUUAUAAAUAAAAUGACUUCUGUAUGUUCGAGUUUCGUCAGAAACACUGAGAAAAAUGCUCAAUCCAGCCAAAGAAGAGCGAAGAAAAUAUAUAAUUGGAAUAUAUCGUACAAUCUGAUUAAUACUGGCCAACAAAAUAUAAUCUUCCAGCAAAAAUCUUCUAUCGUAUUCUACGUUAGUACCUUCGUAUAUUAAAUAAUAAAAGCGUUGUAAGAUCGAAAUAAUAUUUACAGUAAUGUUCAUAGACUUACAGAGACAAGUUACAGAAUUCGUGUCCUAACGAUAUAAAAUUGUUAAAACAUUAUGUACAUAGCGUUAAAAAGGAUGGUGAUUUGAGCGGUAAACAAGAUGAAUCAAGUAUUGAUAACGUUGGCAAUGAAGAACAUGAAGACAAGUUAGGUAAAAAAAAAUAUGAAGAAACGUGUCUUUUUUAAGUAUAAUAACUACACUAUUGUAAGCUGCGUUUGCCAAAAUUAAAUGAUAGAACAGUUACAAUUUACUGUAAUUAAAGUAUCAGUAGUAUUAGAACAUAUCUAAUUAAAUUCAUGGUUUGUUUUAGAUGUAAGUCGUAGAGAGUCGGCGAUAGAAGAGUCGAAAAUAAAAACUUGGGACGAGUACAGAAGAUUGGUACAAUUAGCACGAUCAAUCCCAAAAACGAUGACUGAUCGAACACCAGAGUUAACACAUGUAACGUCUCUGCAGAAGCAUCGUAUCGAUAGGUACAGUAGAAGAGAGAAGUUUAAGACGACUACGUUCUUGAUAGAGUAUUAUACUAUUUUAUAGAUACUACAUAGCAAACAAUUGAUCUUAUGUUUAAUGCGUGUCGUAAAAAUUAGGCAAGUAUCGAAGUCGAAACCUCGUUUAAGCGCUCUGGCGAAAAGAAGCAUAAUAAAAAUGGAAAUGCAAAGGAUAAUAUUGGUCGCGGACACGAAUUAUGUGCAAUUUCGUAACUUCAAAUUGAACCGAUUGUACAAGAAAACAGUCACGUUACAAAAUGUUACCACGUCACCGGCGAGAUUUCAAAUUGCAGCUAGGCCUUAUCGCUCUGUGUUUCAAGUAUUCAUAAAAUCUGUGAAGACAAACAGGAGCAUCGUUCCCCCGGGUAUGCAGAUACAUUUAAUCAUUCUGUUUCGUUGUAACGUCGUCGACGAACCGGAGGAAAUGCUGGUGUUGAAUGUACAAUAUGGCAAACCGUUGGCCAUCAGAUUGCAUGGAUGCAAGGACCCCCCUAUCCUGAUGGGAAUCGAUGGAACGCAAGAGGCAUGUCCGAAUUCUUUGGAACACGUCAAAAAGUACUCCAGUCACGCCUUGCAUACGGAAUUACUACCGUCGUUGAACAACACAAACGACACGACGUCGAGUAGCUCCGAGAGCGAGAUGAGCUGGAAUAAAUUUCAUACAAUAUUUAGAAGCAUGAUCCUCGACUGCAAAAAAGGCUUCGUCGGAGAAGAAAUUCACGUACCAAUGAAAUUCAGGAACAUCGGUGGAGAGGGGACGUUUUUCAUAAUGAGUGAAAUCGACUGGGUUUCGAUGCACAUUGAAGAUAUCACCGAUAAGAACGUGCUGAUACUACCUUCGUUCAUCCUCUGGCCAGCGUACUUUUCAGCGAAGUCGCAGCAAAUAAUAACGCUGCACACUUACUUCCUGCCCCACUGUUACGGGAUCCAUGUAAAUGAAACGUGUUUCAAGACAAACCUACAUUAUAGAUUCCAAGCCCUGUUCAAAACAUAUUUUCUUUCCGUUUAUCGUGUUCGUUCUUAUCAGGUCGACAAACUGUACAUACUCAGCGACAACUGCAACAUGCUGGCGACAGAAAUAAUCGGUGACGGCAUAAUAUACGAAACUGACUUCAUCCAGCUUAGUAAAGUAUCUACGUCACUGUUUGCAAAUAGUAUCAUUAGCGUAUCGUUGGAGUACGUGGUACAAUUGCGUUGCAACCGCAACGUACUCGUUUCAGUUCUAUGCAAUUAAAAAAAAAAACAUCCAACAUAAUACAAACAAAAGAUAAAAUUUCCAGCAAUUAGAAAAAG
Colletes gigas is the source of this 2913-nucleotide messenger RNA. RefSeq lists its product as uncharacterized. Gene Ontology annotation, biological process: negative regulation of cell population proliferation. The transcript has 5 exons. Bases 1700 to 2854 code for a protein of 384 amino acids. Lineage: Eukaryota; Metazoa; Arthropoda; Insecta; Hymenoptera; Colletidae. The record is from RefSeq and is a predicted model, not a curated record.